This is a messenger RNA of Pyrus x bretschneideri (Chinese white pear), 2250 nucleotides long. RefSeq names its product serine/threonine protein phosphatase 2A 57 kDa regulatory subunit B' beta isoform-like. The record is from RefSeq and is a predicted model, not a curated record. The transcript is spliced from 2 exons. Gene Ontology annotation, molecular function: protein phosphatase regulator activity. Gene Ontology annotation, biological process: signal transduction. Gene Ontology annotation, cellular component: protein phosphatase type 2A complex. NCBI's taxonomy places the organism in Eukaryota, Viridiplantae, Streptophyta, Magnoliopsida, Rosales, Rosaceae. Bases 465 to 1955 code for a protein of 496 amino acids.
UUCUCCGUAAUCAUCCGCCCUCCAUUUCUAUACACACUCUCUCUACCUCCCCCCUCCUCUCUCUCUCUCUCUCUCUCUCUCUCUCAUCAGGUUGAUCGCCGGAACCAUCAACUUCCGAUCAAGUCGCCGGCAUUCCGGCGAUCCGACUCAGAUGAUAUUGAAUUCGGAUCCACCAACAACCACUCAGCGUUUCCUAUUUCCUAAGACGGUACAUUUCUUCGCAUCCUCACGCCCCUUUUCGAUUUCAAUUUCGUUUUCCGACGCCGAUAUCGCCGAUUGAAUAGAACCACUCGGGGAUUUUAUUGGAUUGUGGAGAAUUUAGGGCUCUCGUUCCAUGCAUGCUGAAUCAAAUCAUCGCCAAUCGCCGAUUAUUCCCUCCACAUCGCCAGAGCUGCUUCCCGAUUCCCAAAUCGAUCGCCGUCCGCAAUUCUAGGGUUUAGGAUUCGUCGCUGCAUUGGGAAAUUAUGUUUAAGAAGAUCAUCAAGGGAAACAAGAAGCCCUCGAAAUCCGAGACUCAUGAUCCUUCUUCGUACGGGUACGGGCCGCCCGGAACCCGCAAUUCCGGGGCGGUCUCGGCGAAUGUGGUCGUGAACCACGCCUCCCGGACUGGGCCAGCUGCUUCUGGGCCCAACGCGGGUGGCGUGGGUGUUACGGCGUUGCCGCCUUCCGGAACCAUCGAGCCUCUCCCCAUGUUCCGUGAUGUGCCCGUCUCGGAGCGCCAGCACCUGUUCCUCCGCAAAUUGCAGGUUUGUUGCUUUCAAUUCGAUUUUUCUGAUACCCUUAAGACCCCUAGGGAGAAAGAAAUUAAGCGUCAAACCCUUUUGGAAUUGGUUGAUUUUAUACAAUCUGGGUCGGGUAAGAUCACCGAGACUUGUCAGGAGGAGAUGAUUAAAAUGGUGUCUGUUAAUAUAUUUCGGUGCUUGCCCCCUGCAUCCCACGAAAACUCGGGCCAAGAGAAUACCGAUCCUGAAGAGGAGGAGCUUUAUUUGGAGCCAUCCUGGCCUCAUUUGCAGUUGGUUUAUGAGCUUCUUCUUAGGUACAUUGUGUCAUCUGAUACCGAUACCAAGGUUGCCAAGCGUUAUAUUGAUCACUCAUUUGUGUUGAAGUUACUUGAUUUGUUUGAUUCUGAGGACCCGCGUGAGCGCGAGUACUUGAAGAACAUUCUUCACCGCAUAUAUGGGAAGUUCAUGGUGCACCGACCCUUCAUCAGGAAAGCCAUCAAUAACAUAUUCUAUAGGUUUAUAUAUGAGACCGAGAGGCACAGUGGCAUUGCUGAGCUUUUAGAGAUUCUUGGGAGUAUAAUUAAUGGGUUUGCACUUCCAAUGAAAGAGGAGCAUAAGUUGUUUCUUGUUCGGGCACUUAUACCGCUGCAUAAGCCGAAGUCAAUUGGUAUGUAUCAUCAGCAGCUUUCCUACUGCAUAAUCCAGUUUGUUGAAAAGGAUUACAAGUUGGCAGAUACGGUUGUAAGGGGUUUGUUGAAAUACUGGCCAGUGACCAACUGUCAGAAGGAAGUUCUUUUCCUUGGAGAACUUGAAGAAGUUCUGGAGGCAACGCAAGCUGCCGAGUUUCAGCGGUGCAUGGUUCCACUUUUCAGACAGAUUGCCCGCUGCCUCAACAGCUCUCAUUUUCAGGUUGCGGAACGGGCACUCUUCUUAUGGAAUAAUGAACACAUUGUGAAUUUAAUUGCUCAGAACCGGAAGGUCAUACUACCAAUUAUUUUUGAGGCAUUGGAGAUGAAUAUCCAAAACCACUGGAACCAAGCCGUUCACGGGCUGACUGUCAAUGUGCGGAAAAUGUUUUUGGAAAUGGAUGCUGAGUUGUUUGACGAGUGCCAGAGGCAGCUUUCAGAGAGAGAAGUGAGGGCAAGAGAGGUAGAAGAAGAGCGAGAGUUGACAUGGAAAAAACUGUCUGACGCGGCGGCACAGAGAGGGGAAGAGGAUAUGGUUACGACCUGAACAAGCAAGCAGGGUUUCGUGUACCCGCACUGGGAAAUGACCUGAACAAGCAAGCAGGGUUUCGUGUACCCGCACUGGGAAAUGAAGGGAUGGAUUGAAUAUAAAUCCGGUCCUCUCAAUUUGGUGGUAUUCUUUCUCAAUAUAUUUUUUUGUCUUUUAAUUUUUUGAUCCCGGUUCGAAUCAUUGAAGAUAUCAGAAGCAGUGAUAAAAUGUAAUUUAAGAUGUACGGAAUUUGUUAGCAAUAUGCUGCAGAUUAAGAAUGAUUUGUGAAAUAUAUAUUUUCUACUUUCCCUCC